GUUUCCGCCAGCCCGUGCUGCUGAGUAGAGGCAGCCCGGCAUAAAUAAAACUGCGCAGGACGCGGUUCCAGAAGGUAGAGGCAGCCCGGACGAAGAAUAACACCUCGCAUCAUGGCGGCCCAGAUGGACCGCGUCCCACUGGGCAGCGCGAGCAUCAAGCUCACGACCAUCCACCUCUCGCCGAAGAUCGGCGGGAAGGGCGAGGCCAUCCCGGUCAAGGCCCACUGUUUAUUGUUAAUCGUGCCGGGCCUGGCGUGUCUCGGCGUCUUGGCGGCGGGCGGCAACCUCGCUCGCUUCCUGUUGGUGCUCUGCGUCUACGGGCCCUUCCUCUGGAUCACGGUGACGGUCCACGAAUUGGGCCACGCGUGGGCCGCCAGUCGAUGCGGCGCGGCCCCGCAAGAACUACUCCUCUGGCCGCUCGGCGGUUUAUUAAGCGUAGCAGUCGACGGCCAGACGCCUCGAGAAAGGUUCUUAAUAGCGGUGAGCGGCCCGCUGACCCAUAUCCCGAUGACAUUACUCUGGGUAUUCCUCGCGUGGGCCUUCUCCGGCUUCCAUGAUGAAGGUGAAUUAGCAGAAGGCUGGUAUCAAAGGAAAGUAGCGGAGAAGUACGGCUGGGACUGGUUCGAAGAGUUAGCGUUGACGAUGUACCAUAUGAACAUAUUGAUGGCCCUCUUCAAUUCCAUAGUGCCGUGCUGGCCGCUCGAUGGGGCGGUCAUGGCCGUCUCGAUCGGAUUGAUGUGCGGCAAACCUCAAGACAAGGUCGCGGCGUACUGCAUCUACGCGUCUGCCUUCUUCGGUCUCGUCAUUUUCGGCUACGGGCUCUACGAGCUCAUCACGGGCCGAGGCGGCGCGAUGUGGGUCUUCAUGGGCGCGUGGAUCGCCCAGCAGACCUACCUCCUCUUUAAGGAGCGGAAGGAGGGGCGCAUCGACGCGCACCCACUCUUCGCCACGCCCGCACCACGGGCAGCUCGGCCGACGGCCGGAGUGUAAUCAUCUGUAGUA
Molecule: messenger RNA, 1002 nt
Organism: Pelagomonas calceolata
Lineage: Eukaryota; Pelagophyceae; Pelagomonadales; Pelagomonadaceae
Source: the annotation of a GenBank genome assembly